This is a messenger RNA of Ambispora leptoticha, 4503 nucleotides long. NCBI's taxonomy places the organism in Eukaryota, Fungi, Glomeromycota, Glomeromycetes, Archaeosporales, Ambisporaceae. The record is from the annotation of a GenBank genome assembly.
AUGUCUCAAGUUGAAAUCAGUGAACAAAAUGUUCAACAAUCAAUAUUUCACUCAUUAACGAGUGAAUCUGGACUGCAGCUUGGCACGCAAGGACAAUUAAACAAGUUGGUGGUUGAACCUUCGAUAUUCCUAUACGGAAUUACCCAAAAAUUGAAGAAUCACCCACAAUAUUCCGAUUCGUUGAUUGAACAGUUUCUUGAGUCAUUACAAGACCAUAUCGAGGACAAUGCACAAUUUCAGGCGUGCUUACAACCUUCAAUUAUCAAUGGAAGCGCGAAACUUGUUACAACAAACAACAGUAUCAUCCAAGCGCUGUUAUCGAUCGAUUUUCUGCAACCGAGACUUAUUGAUAUUCUACUGGAAAAACUUCCGGGGUUUAUAAUAGAUUCAGACAAUGAGACUGUUUGUUCACCUAUUCCACGAUUGAUUAUACAUCAACUGAAAUGGCUUGGAUACAUUGUUGAACCUGAUCGUUUGUCAUCUAAAAUAUUAGAGAUUAUCUCAAUAACACCUAUAAGUAUACAACGAGAAAUCAUAACAAAUUUGCCUGAAAUAGUUGAUGAUGAUUCGCAGCAUAAAGUAAUCAUUGAUGAACUCAAGACUUUGAUGGAAGAAAAUUAUCAAUUAACAGUGCCUAUCCUUGACGCGCUCUCGAAUUUCAUAAUGCAUGGAAACUCAAUCAAUGAAUUACGCAAUGUUAUAAUUGAACGAUUAGAAUCUGCCGACUUGGCCGAUUUACCCAUUGUUUUAAAAUUUCUAUUGCAAUUUGUUACUCCCGAUGACGUUGAAGACGUUAUCCAAAGUAUUCGUAAAAAACUUGAUUUCCGAUCAAUCGCAAAACUUCAAGAGAUGAACAAACAGAGCAAAAGUUUUGGAAAAUCUAAGAAAGAGAAUAUGCCAGAGACCUUAAUCUUUGAGUCAAUCAAAACUGGAAUACAAUUUCACAAGUUUGUCAAAGAUGCCUGGUUGAAAAUAAUUACUGAAUUGAAUUCGCCGUCGGAACAUGAAAUUCUCGAUAUCUUAGUAUUAUUUAUUGUACAUUCGUUUCGCUCAAUGAAGAAAAAAGUGGAACCCAUAUUUCGCAAAAAAAUCAGUAGUGGAUUAAUAACUCAACAAAUUCUAGAAGAAACUAUCACAUGUCACUCGGAAGGACUAUUUGAAUACUUCAAAUCAAUUUUAUCUCUUUCCGAGGCCCUCCUUCGCUCAACUCAACAACACUCACAAAUAUCACGUGCCGCAUCUGUCAUUUACAAAAGUUGCUUUAAAGUAUUCGAGUUAGAGCAUCAACAAGAGAUUGUAUGGUCUUUAGUUACACAUAUUGGGAGUGGAUUGCCGGCAGAAGUAGAUUCUGCGCUUGCGGUCUUACUUGCAUUGGUUAAAGAAGAUUCCAAGAAAUUAUAUUACUUUGCGGUUUAUUUUAAGGGAAUCUUGGAUUUUCUGGAUAAUUUGAGUUUUGAUCAAAUACGCGUAUUAUUUGAGAUUAUCAGCAUAUUGGCAAUUGAGGAGGUCAUAGAAGAUACUACUUCUGGAACAGCUAGUGGGGGUGGUUUACUCGCUGAAUUCUCCAUUGUGAUUCAAAAACGAUUAGCGUGUCCUUCUGAGAAAGAUAAACAAAUAGGUGUUAUUGGCGCGUUGACCUUGGUGCGAACAAUGGGUUCAAAAGAAGAAUGUCAAAAAUUUAAUCCUUCAUCAGCUUCAAGCUCGGAUGAAAUUAGAAUACAUCCAUUAUUAAAUUCUGCAUUGGAAAAUCUUCAGAAACUUAUAAGUAAUAUCGUUGAAUCGAAAAGAUGCUAUUCGUUAAUUUAUGACGAAUUGGCGUAUUUGAUCUCAAAUAGCUGGCUUGAUAGUAGAAUUGAAACUUGGAUCAAAGACAAAAUGGCUUCAAAAUUCACAGAUAUCUACGUGAUUGAUUUCGACGAAAUCAACGAUCUACAUAAGAAAAAAAGUUACUUGCAAAAUUUACCAAUUGAAAUAUGGAUGUAUGAUAAAGAUGGCGUCUUUACAGAAAGUACACCUAUUGAGAUGUGGGUGGAGUCGGAAAAAACGACGAAAGAAUCUGUCUUGAUCAACAUCUACCCUAUGCUCUGUGCACCACACAUUAACGCUUGUCGACAGCUGGUGGCCGAUCGGAGCGAAUGGAUAAUGUGUAUUAGUUCCAUGUUCAAACUGAUGCAAGCAUGCGAGAAAGCAGAUAAGAAUUCAUUGGAUGAGAUCGAUGCUUUAUUAGGCUCAGGAAUCGUAAUGUACAAGAAAGAUGAAGAUGUUGCAAAUGUAAUUUGUAAUUCGUUAUUCAUUGCUAUCAAUUGGUUUCGAGAAAUAAUCAAUUCAUUCUCUGAGGAUCAUUCUGAUAUAGAUUUUCACAAAACAGUAAUAGCGAGGCUACAGCAUGUUGAAAAAUUGGAGAAAAAGCUUGAGGAGGAGUUAGCCAAUUCUUCCAUAUUUCAUCCUAUCGGGUAUAGUUCUUCAACAAGGAAAAUCGGGGUGGAACGUAGAAAUAUUGUCAUUGAAAGAAAUAAACCGGCGGCGCAGGCAAGCGAUAACACCAAACAACAAAAUAAAACAAGAAGACGUCCAGCCGUACUUGGGAAAAGAAAGGCUCUAAGUUCAAGGCAAAACCAGCAUGCAGACGAAGGAGAAAAAAUCAAAUCUUCAGGAGACUCGACAUCUAAAACAACUCUAGCAGACUUGCGACCUUUUAUGAGAGAAUUCGAAUGGCAUGUCUUUUAUCUGUUCAAAUAUGCGGAUUUCAUAAAUGACCCAGGAAAUAUGAAUCUCGAUGACGACAAUCAAAAAAACAACUGUUCGCAAAUUCCAAAACUCGGUGUAUCUCAGAUGAUUUAUCUAUUAAAAGAUCUUGAUAGGAAACUCGAAUACAAACUAUCAUCUUCCACCACAAGCAAUCUCCCAUUUUUCGCGAAAAAAUCGAAAAAAUUCGAUAUCGAUCCUGGGCUCAGUUUGAUUUCACGACAAAGUGAAUCAGAAGUAAUUGAGCACGUAAUAAAAACAUUGCCUUUAAUAUUAAAGCAAUUCGAGGCAAUAAAUGAAGGGGAUAUGGUUAUGGAUGAGCAGAAAGAAAUCGAUGAAAUUAAUCAAUGUAUGGAAUUAAUUUUGGAGAUAAUUUAUCGGGUGUUUUCUUGGCCUGAUUUGACGAGCCCAGACAAGGAAGAGACUGCGAUUAGGCUGCUAUCACAUUUUCACCUUUAUAAAACGGAUAAUAACAAUAGCAACGAUACUUUUCAACCUCAAUCAAUCCAGCAAGCUGCGAAUAAAGCAUUUACAUAUUUCGAAAUAUUUGCCGAUAGUCUAUCUACUGGCAAACUUGCAAUCUAUUAUCACAAGAUACUUUGCAAGAUCACAGAAAUGGCAUCUGACCCCAAAGAAUUCAUAACAACUAUCAGCAUGUUAGCCAAAAAAUUUGCCUCCCGUGAAUGGAAGGACGCAAAGCAACUAAACUCUUCGUCAAUAACCUAUCUGAUACAGAACGAUAUCCAACAUGCCGAUGAUAAUUUGGAAAGAAUAGAUUAUUAUGUUUCAAGGAUUUUUCCCGCUCUGGAAGCUGGCGACGAAGAGAUCUUGAGGGAAAUGCCGUUACUCAACACGACAAAUUUUCCCGAUUUUUAUAAAGUCGUCUCGAUGGAGCUGGUAGACUUGAUGAACGAUAAGUCACGGGGUUUUGAAUCGAUCGAAAUGAAACUUGAAUAUUUGGCAAAGAUUGCGAGAUGUUGGAGACAAUUGAUAAUAGUGAUAAAGUAUAACCAAAAGCGUGCCAUUCUGGCUGUCGCAUUGAAGUAUGGCAGAAAUUUUGUCGAUUUAUUUUUAAAGAACGCUAUACCAUUUAUGGAUCUACACCUUAAAGGACAUCGUGAAGAAAUUCAAAUAAUAUUCAAAUAUUUCCAAGUAGCUACACGACAUUUGCAAGCUCUCUGUAUUCACGUAAAAGUCGUCAAAGAAGUAAGGCUAUCAAAUAUGGUGCCUCUAGUUAAGAAAUCCUUAGAGAGCGUAAUUUUCCGUGUGAAGGGGAUCCUGCAGCACAAUGAUUUUGCUGCGGAAUCCUUUUUCCUGGGAAACCUAAAACAACGAGAUUUGGAGGGGCAUGAAGUCAACACGGAUAGACUUGUUGAACCUGAAUCAGAUAAAUCGGAGUCGGAAUUGGAUGAGCAAUAUAUCGCCGAAAUAGAAGAUGAAAUAAAGAGAGAGGAAAAUUCCGAUGCAGAAAGUUCUUCCGUUAAUCAACAUUCAAGAUCAAAGUCUACAGCAUCUUCUAGUUCAAAAAAUACAACACGAAGAUCUUCCACAGCGGAAUCGGUACAAAAUUCGGACGAUGAAGUGAAAUCAAAUGAUGAUGACCACGGCGAAAGUGAUGAAAAUUCAGAUAUUUCAGAUUCUGCUAAUGAUAAUGAGGCUAAUGAAAUCCCACAGAAGCGUCGGAAAUCUCCUGUUUAUGCAAAGAGACCACGAAAAGAUAGUAACAAACAAUCAACAAAAAGGAAAAGGAAAUCCUAA